UUGAAUUAAAAAUAGACCGGCCGAGUGUUUUCACCAUAAUGAAAGUGUUAAGACGAAUCAAAUCACUGCCCGAGUAUGAAUGUAAUUCCAAAAAGUGUAACGAUGCAAAAAUAACUUUGGAAGAAUUUGACAGCCAACCGAUCUAUUUCAAAAGUGUAAUUAGACCAAUGCUCGCUAUCGGCCACGAAGGCGAACUAGUAAUAUGGUUGAAAAACAUUGGAAUACUCCAGCAUAGCCAGCGUUGCAAUAACCUAAUAGAUAACAUGGAAUGUCAGGGUGUUAUGAAUUGGAUGCCCGCUAAAAUUAUUGACCAGUAUCAAUGGAAGUGUAAGAAGUGUCCCAAAAAAAGAAAUAUUAGAGAGCAGUCCGUAUUCCAAGAUGUGAAAUGUCGCUUUAAAGACAUUGUACGAAUUUUGGCAGGUUGGUGUAAGGGAACGGACGUCGAAGCUUUAACUAAAUUGUUGUGUGUGAAGAAGCAAGCUGUCAAUGCAGUCUACAAUGUUGCUGCUUCAGUUGCGCAUAAGUAUAUUCAAACAAAUCUGUCCAGAUGGCAACUGGGUGGUCCUGGAACCAUUGUGCUGAUCGAAUCUUAUCCUGAAGGCUUCAAAGAACUUAAUUCGCAAGAACAUUUCCAAAAUCACAUUAUUCCCUUAAUUUGCAUUGCCGAAAUUAAGGAGAUACCUACUAGGUUUUGGUUACAAGUUCUAGAUCGCUACAAUCCCAACGUGCAAGAGCAAGUACAAAACGCCAACACAGUAGCGUUGCACAUAAUACAAGAGAUCGUGCUUCCAGGUUCGAUUUUAGUUACCAACAUCGAUAGCAAAAUAUGCUCGUUUGAUGUGCUACAAUCACUUAAACAUUUAUAUCCUGUGAUAAUAAGCAAAGAUGGAUUAAAGCGCCACGAUCACUUAAACGUCUUGCUUGACAACUUUGAAACGAUUUGGUUUCCCGCACUAAGGAUUUGUAACGAGGCUCAAUACUAUUCAAAUGCUCAUAUCCAAAAUUUUAUUACUAAUUUUUUAUGGAGACAAAAAUUUGAAAAUGAAUCUUUUGAAAAUUUAUUACAUCAGAUGUGUUAUAAUUUCAUAUGAGAGUGGUCAUAAUGAUACAAAGUAAAUCAUUUUGAAGACCCUGUGAUAGUUUUUCUUGUCAUCAUGAAAAAACUAAAUUUACUUGCUGAAUCAAAUUAUAGAGUAUCGUAUUAUUUUUAAUUUAAUGCUCAAUUUUUUUCUUACAAUUAAAUCUGCAUUACUAUAGAUUUAAAAAAAUGCUCUUGCACUGUUUAAUAAUGUAUACCUAAGACUAUGUAGGAUGGGGUCGAGGUUUUACAUUGAUUGCAGGUGCUGUGGGUUGAGAAAGAAGACGUAAUUGUAAAUGAUGUGGGCAGGGGGUUGAAAAUAGCAAUAAUCCCAAAUGACUACACUCUUUGGUCAUUAUUGGUAUUCUCGAAAGGUGCCUUAUGGUUUUUUUUUUGCAAUAUUUUCACAAUUUAUUUGCAAUAUUGUUAUUAUUGUUAUGUUAGAAAUUGUAUUUGAACUGCUCUGAAUUGUUUAUUGUACCAAAUAUUAUCAUCUAAUGUUACUAUAUUUCUCAUUUUAUUAGCCUUAGAACGUAGCAGUUAUGACGUAGUACUGUUUUACCAAAAAAGACUGAUGUUGAUGUUAGUUAUGAGUAUUACUUAUUAUAAUUGUAUUGUUUCAGUAUCGGUACUCAUACCACAAAAUUGUUUAAGUAGGUACUACACCAUUACUUGUAAUAAAACUCAUACUAAGUAUAUAAUAAAUUUAGCACUAGUCUUUUGUU
Messenger RNA from Photinus pyralis (common eastern firefly), 1803 nucleotides. RefSeq lists its product as uncharacterized. The coding region runs from base 39 to 1091 and encodes 350 amino acids. The record is from RefSeq and is a predicted model, not a curated record. Lineage: Eukaryota; Metazoa; Arthropoda; Insecta; Coleoptera; Lampyridae. The transcript is spliced from 3 exons.